CCACACUCCACACGUCUUCCUUUUACGACUUAACGAAGAAGACGGUGUUUCUACUGGCCUUGGCUACGGCCGCCCGGGUUAGUGAGCUCCACGCCCUCGACGUCUCUCGGGUCAGGUUCGAACGCGGGACUCAUGGAGCAGUUCAUCUUGGGCUGUGCUGGGACUUCAUCGCAAAGAAUCAACUCCCCGGACAGCCUGAUAGAUCCUUCACCAUCCCUCCACUUUCGUCGAUUGUGGGUGCCGACGACGUGGAGGAGCUUUUAUUAUGCCCAGUUAGGGCCCUGAAGGUUUUCCUGCGACGAUCUAAAGCCUGCCGUAAGUCUAGGAAACGCCUUUUCCUACCGGUCUCCCCUUCGUCGCUGUCGGAGGUCAGCCGGAAUACUAUCUCCCUGUGGCUCCGGGCGGUCAUCCUUCAAGAUUAUAAAGUCGCCGGAUUGGACCCCCCCAAGGCUAACAACCCCCACGAGAUUCGGGCGGUCGCUCUACCAUGGCUCUGCACAGUAACUGUUCCCUCAAAUCUAUCAUGGAAGGCUGUUUUUGGCGUUCCGACACCGUUUUCGCCAACCACUACCUCCGUGAUGUAGCCUUGGAAGAUGUCGCUGGCGUUCAUAGCUUUGGUCCCCUGGUGGUAGCUCAACAGGUCACCAACCCCCGACGCCACUGAUUCUCCGUUACCCUGAGCGGGGCCCGUCGAACUCUCUGGUGUUUAUCACCACAGAUUAGAGGGCUCUACUGCGUUCCGCAUUCGCUCUUAGGUCAGUGCUAGUUUUGGCAUUCCCGCCUCAUACUAUUUCUGUCACCUAUUUCGGGUUCCCUCUUUUGCAUCGACUCUCGUUUCCUUUGACAGGAAUGGUCGCUGGUGUUCCGGUCAUCUCUUGUCCAUGCGGUGCGAUUUCAUCGGACCUUUGUCGAGGGUUUUCUUCUGGCUCACAUCUGAAGGUGCUGUAAACAAGACUGUAAAAAGAAGACUAUGGACGAAAAGCACGGGAACACAAAGGACAAGUCAAGGCCACGAAUAACUGCAAAUGUAGAUCAUGGAAGGAUACCAUCUCCGUUCAUUGCCACAGGAUCGAAAGGAUCUCAGCCCCUUGCCUUAGGACAUGUUCAGCAGGGAUUUAUACCACCUCCGCCCCCUGCUUUAGGACAUGUUCAGCAGGGAUUUAUACCACCUCCGCCCCCUGCUUUAGGUGGGUAUAGAUAGGAUUAAAUGUAAAUAUGUCCAACUGUAAGGCACAAAACACAGAAUAGGAACUUUUACUCGUGUUCCGGCCAUCAGCGAAACUGUGGGGAACGACCGUCUUAAUAUUUUUGGAAAAAGAAUAUUCACUGUUUCUAGACAUUGUGCGCAUGUUUCCCUUUUAUUGGACAUCAAAUGAACAAUGAGUGUAUUAGUAUUUUGCAAACGCGUUCCAUUCCAAGCA
Haliotis rufescens (red abalone) is the source of this 1421-nucleotide messenger RNA. Its product is annotated as proline-rich antigen homolog. The coding region runs from base 971 to 1201 and encodes 76 amino acids. The transcript has 6 exons. Lineage: Eukaryota; Metazoa; Mollusca; Gastropoda; Lepetellida; Haliotidae. The record is from RefSeq and is a predicted model, not a curated record.